Molecule: messenger RNA, 1561 nt
Organism: Brassicogethes aeneus
Lineage: Eukaryota; Metazoa; Arthropoda; Insecta; Coleoptera; Nitidulidae
Source: the annotation of a GenBank genome assembly
CAGUGUGAAAACCAAUUUUUUACAAAAAAAAUUGUGUGCGCGGCAACAUCGCAAUCGAAAAUGUAAAAUGGCUGUGCAACUUUUAAAUGUGACCAAAAUCCUUCAAAAACUAACGAUUAACUCGAAAUGUAGAAUUGCACCUGCAUUAAUAAAGAACGUAAACGAAAAUGUAAUCCAUAAAGAAGUUAUCCUGACAAAUUCAACAAGAAACACGAACUUCUUCAAUAAACUGCCUGCUCAUGAUUUGUGGAAGGGAAUAACUUCUGUAAGUAAUGCCGGUAAAAAACGUGGUCGUGGUAAAAACGUGUCGAAAAAGAACAUCAAGGAUUUAAACAGGGGUCAAGUAAUUGGAGUCGGUAAAGCAAAUAUAGUAUGGCCUGGUUUAUCGGCACCUAUCAUAAGAGGCAAAGAAUUAGUCACACAGCACCAGCUACCUGAGGAUCCUGAAAGACAGAAAAAAUUGAUCGAAUUGAGGGAUAAAAUGGGGACUUUUAAGUAUGCCAAAUUGAGUCCGAUUGAAAGAGGUUGGUCGGGUACUAAAAUGCCUGGUAGGAGUAUUGGGCCCCCAGAUCCAAUAGGGGAGGAUACUUUUGACGGGUUUGACACUAAAGUUUUGGAGUUAAAAACUGUGUUUAAUAUGAAGGGCAAUUUUGGGAGGAAAAGGAGGUUGUCUGUUAUUGUAGUAACUGGGAAUUCUAAUGGUAUGGCUGGAUUUGCUAUGGGUAAAGGUUUAGAACCUAAAACAGCAUUAAGAAAGGCUAAGAAUAGGUCUGCCCAAAAGUUAAUGCAUAUUAAGAUUUAUAAGAAUCACACAGUUUUUCAUGAUUUCUUUACACAAUUCGGACAAACUAAAAUUUAUGUAAGCCAAAAACCUGAAGGAUAUGGAUUGGUGUGUCAUAGAGCCAUAAAAACAAUGUGUGAAGUGAUUGGCAUAAAAAAUCUUUAUGCUAAAGUUGAGGGAUCUACCAAUGUAAAUCAUAUUAUUAAGGCGUUUUUCCUUGGACUCACCAGACAAAAAACUCAUGAAGAAAUUGCAGAAGAAAAAGGCCUCCACUUGGUAGAAAUCUGCAAAGAAAACGACUUUUUCCCAACUGUAAUAGCCUCUCCAAAGGAAGUGAAAAAAGCUGAAGACAUUUCAAAGGAUGAAAUCAUUGAUUACCAUCAAUACUGCUUUAAUGGAAAAGUAGUGUACAAGAAAAAGAGGCACCCUCCAUUUUACACCAAGUACAAGUCCUAUGAACUUUAUUUGAGGAAACAAGAAAAAUUGAGAAACCAAAGUGACGUGAAAAAGAGCCUAAUUGCAGAGUAUGGCGAAAUUAGGAGUUUCCUAGCUGAUAAGUACCCUGAAUGUGUUCAAUAUAGACGACCCAAGAGGGAGGAACCUGAACCUGAGGUCGAAGAUGAAUAAAUUUAUUAUUGUUAGGUGAAUAAAGUUAUUUAAGUUUUUAAAUUGUUUUUUAUGAUUUUAUUUGCUGUUAUUUUCUUUGUUAAAAACAACUUAUUUGUAAAAAUGUUUUUUUUUUGAGAAUACAUCAGCCAAUAAAAGUAUAUUGAAAUCUUA